UGUCGGGUGUUUCCCUUUCUCCGCUCCUUUUUGAUUCCGGUCCCGGGAAGCGCUGAUUUCUAGUCUCCUUUUUGGCUGUGGGUAUCCCGCCUGGGCUCUAGCUCUCUCCGCACAUGUUCCUAGGGCGCCAUCUCUUUGCAAAACGCUCCGUCCUCCCGCAGGUCUCCCAGAGGCUGCUUCGGAGCGUGUGAACAUCGCAGGCUCCAGCCCAAUCCAACCUGCGGAGCCAAGCAUGCUUCCCAGCCUCUGAGCCUCCCCGGGCUACCUACCGCUCCUCUUAGACCUCUCGGGCUCUCCAGCUAGGCAGCGCUCUUUGCUUGAGUUCCCUUUCCUUGUUACAGUUGUGGACCCAACUUUCCGGAAACAGAGGACGUGAACCUGACCUGGGGUGGUUUUUUUGUUUUGUUUUGUUUGUUUUUUUUUUCCAGAGGUAUACUUAAAGACAGAUGUAUAGAUGCAUCCCCCUCCUCCCCGCCUGAAUCUGUGUGUGUGUGUGCGUGCGUGUGUGUGUUUACAGAGAAGAGGCUAGCUGAGCUGACUUUUGGGAAUCUUUCCUUAUCUGCAAAGAGAGCUGCUCCUGUAACAUAAAGCCCUGAGACAGCGGCUUAGCGGACUAGAGUUGAACACGGCUCGUAGGAGAUAAAUGGACGCGCUCUCUAACUCGAUUCAGAUAGGAGCUAGGUUUUAAGACCCGGAGGAUACAAUGUUCACUAAACUCUUCCAGCAGUGGAGUUUCGCAGUGUUUCUGCUGAGCUACUCCGUGCCCUCGUACGGGAGAUCAGUCGAGGGGAUCAGCCGCAGACUCAAACGGGCUGUAUCAGAACACCAGCUAUUGCAUGACAAGGGCAAGUCAAUCCAAGAUUUACGAAGAAGAAUAUUCCUUCAAAAUUUAAUUGAAGGUGUCAACACUGCAGAAAUCCGUGCAACUUCAGAGGUUUCACCUAACCCUAAGCCCGCUACCAACACGAAGAACUACCCUGUCCGAUUUGGUAGUGAAGAUGAGGGCAGAUACCUAACUCAGGAGACAAACAAAUCACAGACCUACAAGGAGCAGCCCCUGAAGGUAUCGGGGAAGAAAAAGAAAGCAAAGCCUGGAAAACGUAAGGAACAAGAGAAGAAAAAGAGGCGAGCCCGUUCGACUUGGCUAAAUUUUGGCAUGUAUGGAAGCGGCAUGACCGAGAGCCCACUCUUGGACAACUCUGUUACUACACAUAAUUACACUUUAAGGAGGCGCUGAUAUUUUCAGCAAGAGAUUUUUGGAAGACAUAUUGCAGUAUUCUGUAAUAGUGAACAUAUGGGAAGUAUUAAAAUAUUUAUUACCUGUAAAUAUUGUAAAUGCUCAGAAUAAAACCUUUUUCCCCCAUUGCUCUCUGAAACUGCACAUUUGGUUAUUGUGAAUUUUCCUUUUUUUUUUUUUUUUUUUUGCUAAGGCUAAGACAAUUAUUGUCACAUUUACCAUAAUUUAUUUUGUUGACUGGUGUAUUUAUUUUGUGAACGUAUCUUGGUGCUGCUGACUUUCUAUAUUUUUUGUAACAUAAUGCACUUUAGAUAUACAUAUCGAGUACAUUGAUAACUGACCUAAAAUGUUCCUGUUUUGUGGUUGACUUCAAUGAAUGCCUGCAUACAAUUGUUCAAACUGAUUUUCCUUUGUGCAUGUAUAAUAGCAGUAUUUUAAAAUUUGUAAAGA
Messenger RNA from Grus americana (Whooping crane), 1687 nucleotides. RefSeq names its product parathyroid hormone like hormone (gene PTHLH). Gene Ontology annotation, cellular component: extracellular region. NCBI's taxonomy places the organism in Eukaryota, Metazoa, Chordata, Aves, Gruiformes, Gruidae. The transcript is spliced from 4 exons. Gene Ontology annotation, biological process: adenylate cyclase-activating G protein-coupled receptor signaling pathway; bone mineralization; regulation of chondrocyte differentiation. Bases 704 to 1237 code for a protein of 177 amino acids. The record is from RefSeq and is a predicted model, not a curated record. Gene Ontology annotation, molecular function: hormone activity; peptide hormone receptor binding.